Molecule: messenger RNA, 5996 nt
Organism: Tigriopus californicus
Lineage: Eukaryota; Metazoa; Arthropoda; Copepoda; Harpacticoida; Harpacticidae
Product: NHL repeat-containing protein 2-like
Exons: 3
Coding region: 247-2373 (708 amino acids)
Molecular function (GO): protein binding
Source: RefSeq, a predicted model, not a curated record
GGCCGAUCAAAGACUUGGGGCAAACUAUUUGAAAACUCAAAAUCGCGCCAAUCGGUUCUGAAGAAGGCAAAUCGUUCCUGAACAAUUAUUCAGAGUAGAAGUUGAAAAUCAAUGGUGAAGUGUGUCGUACUGCCGCUAGAUGGCGUUCAAGCUACGGAUAGUCCUUUGAAAAUAGAUCAUGCCUCAGACCUCAGCGACAGAUUCAACAAAGCCUGCACAGGUGAGUUGUGAGUGUGGCAAAGGCUUAUGAACACACCCUCGACCUCUAGCUUCGGAAACAUGGAGGAAAAACUCUUUGACCUUCUUGGAAAAGGGUUUGAAUUGGACAAUCAAAUCACUUCCAAUCCCGAGAAGAAGAAGCAACUUACGCACGACUACUUGAACGAUAUUAACAUUGUAUUUGCGUCUGGAUUUGAGCUUCCAGCCAUGGAUCCUUCUUGGACGUGGUUCAAUGUCGAGGAACCUCUUACCUUUGACCAUUUCAAGUACCGCAUUGUCAUCCUUGACUUCUUCACCUAUUGCUGCAUUAACUGUAUGCAUAUUCUACCAGACUUGGAGAAAUUGGAGGGCAUUUUCGGCACUGACCAAGUGCUCAUCAUUGGUGUGCAUAGUGCCAAGUUUGAAAACGAGAAGAUCGAUGGGAACAUUCAAAACGCCAUCAAGAGGUACGGCAUCCAUCAUCCCGUGGUGAACGAUCGCCAAGCCAAGUGGUGGAAUCAACUUCAGAUCUCGUGUUGGCCAACUCUCAUGAUUUUGAGUCCAGCCUUAAGACCCUUGAAAAUGUUCAUGGGCGAAGGUCAUUUGGACAAAGUCCGAUAUUUUGUGGAGGAAGCCAUGCACUUUUUCAACAUGUCGGACAGCUCCACUCCUCCUAAACGCCUUCCUCCGCCUUCAUGCUUGGGUCAAGUGGUUUCAUCUACGUUUUUGAAAUAUCCCGGCAAAAUUUCGUUGUGGAAGGACAAGAUAUUGAUCUCUGAUUCGGGACACCAUCGACUUGUGGUCAUUAACCGAUCCGGAUUGGUUGAGCAAGUUAUUGGUUCGGGUGUUAAAGGUUUUCAAGAUGGACAUCUGACCUCAGCCCAAUUCUCCUCGCCCCAAGGUGGGAUUUUCAUCAAAAACCACCUGAUUAUCGUGGCAGACACGGAAAACCAUUCGUUGAGACAAAUUGAUCUCGCCUCGAAAACAGUAACUACUUUGGCCGGAAAUGGGCAGCAAGGGAGAGAUUUGAGCGGUGGCAAAAAUGGACCAGGGCAAUUGCUGGCGUCUCCAUGGGACCUUUGCUUGGGAUCCUCUCCGAAGGCUCUGGAGACUGGGGAGCUAGAUACUCUAUUUGUGGCCAUGGCUGGGACUCACCAAAUUUGGGGGUUAUCCCUCGAGGAUUCAUCGUGGUGGAAGGGUGUUUCUAGAAAGCAAGGUGACAUCUUUGCUGUGGCUGGCUCGGGUGUGGAGGAGAAUAGAAAUACUUCUUAUCCCAACAAGGCCGGUUUUGCUCAACCCUCUGGCAUCACGUUCAGUUCUAAGCUUCAGAGCCUUUAUGUAGCCGAUAGCGAAAGCUCGUCCAUCCGCAGUUUGUGUCUCAAAACCGGAACAGUGAAGAAUGUUUGCGGAGGAAGUCGGGAUCCGACGGACCUGUUUGCUUUUGGCGACAAAGACGGCUCAAGCGUCGAUGUUCGAUUACAGCAUCCUUUGGGUCUAGUCAUGAAUCAAUCCCAAGACACUCUGUUCGUGGCUGACUCAUACAAUCAUAAAGUGAAGGCUGUUACCCAUGUGACAGGAAAAAAAGCCGAGUGCCAAACUAUCGCGGACAUAUCUGGGCUCGACGAACCCGCAGGAAUGGCCUUUGAUCCUGACACCCAAGAAUUACUAAUUGCUGACACCAACCAUCACACUCUUAAGGUUUACAAUGUCAAUACCAAAGUAAUCAGAGAUAUAACAGUUCACACAAGUGACGAGACAGAUUUCACGACCUCUGUGCCUGUCCUCAAACUUCGAGGCAACUACGAUUUCAAGCUCCAAAAAGAUAUCUUAUUUCGAACAACUGAGGCUACCAUUGCCAUCAAAAUAACCACCAUACUCGAUUCAGCCUUAAAACUCAACCAAGAUGCACCAAGUCAUUGGAAACUUGUCCUCCCCGAAGGGUGGCAUUGUGCGAGUGGCUUGAAAGGGUCCUUUCAAGCAGACCCUUUGCCCGUGGAUCUCAUCGUUUCUCCCCAAUCCCGACCUGGUCCAAUCUAUGUGGAAGUCAAUGCCUAUUUGUGUCACAAGAGUGACGGACUUUGCCUUAGCAAGAGUGCUUUGAUCGAGCUGAAUGCCGAGCAAUGUGACAAUCCUGCGAUGCACACGAAGUCAUUGGCAUUGGCCAUCCACUUGUAAGUUAAAGGAGAUCCAGUUUGAAGUGAUUAUUAUCAUCAUGCAAAAAUCAAGGCAAUUGUGACGUUUUCAUUCUUCAAUUGCUCGAAUGGAUGCUCUUUUCUUUUAGCGUGUUAGUCAAUUGCAUUUUACAAACUUGCGUUCUGAGCAAAGUCAAGCCUCAUUGAGUGCUCGUUUCGCAAUGAAUUACAUAUUACAAUUGGAGAAUACUGAUGCCCUAUGGUGUGUUGCAUCGUACUGUUAAAUCUCGAAGAGCUAAAAAAAUCGAUUCCAAGUGUGUUUGAACACUUUUUGCGAAUGGAUCAUUUCGAAACAGCGCCCUUGAUUGUGUUAUUGUUAAUACGCAAAAUGUGACAAAGUUCUUACAUUAUCUUUUUUGGUUGGGAGUGCUAGGGUCUAUGGGUGCACCUCGCCCGGCCAGCGAGGCGAGCCAUCGGAUCGUCCAAGUCCAAAUUCCGAUGGGCAGUUUCAAGUCCGGUAUCAGAUUGGUUCUCCGUCUGUGGGUGUGUUUAGCGUCUAACAAAAGGUCGGAAGUUCGAAGGGAUCGAAAGGAUUUGUGUUGAAGAGACCGCUCAUUUAAAUUAUGAAAUAAUUCGGGAUUACCGUGUUAAACAUUAGGGCCAGUUUGUGCAAAGAGCUAAAAUAUUAAACCUUACAACAUCUACUGAAACAUUUAGAGGCAGGCUCCAGGAGAGGCAAAUCUUUGUACUAAACCAAUUUAAUAAAAGUAUAAUGUUGCCAAGUGCAGAAAUAACUAUAAGACAUAAAAGUGGUAAAACUACAUCUGAUUGCGGAGAAAAUAAAAAAUUACAAAAAUCAUCUCCAAAUAUGUUAUCUUGACCGUUUUCUUGAUUCAAUUUUUUUUUGGCUUUCAAAGAUGCUGUUAUGCACAGAUUAUAAAUAUCGAAAAGCGCACACAAUCAAAGCAAAUUGAUUGAGAAAAGUUUCUUUCCCUUUCAGUGUUUUCUGGAAAGUGCUUUUUAUGAUAUUAGACUUGCAGAAAAGAAAUGUUGCAGAUAGUUUAGCACACCUGGGAAUGACGAAAAGGCACUCUACGUCACGGCAUUUGAUACAUGGACUUCAAAAUAUCAACUUGAUAAUACAUGUAGCAAAAAAGGUUUGACUAAGAUUUUUGAAAUGUGAAAAAUGCAUUCCCGUCUUGUAAGCCCCACAUUUAGGACAACAAGCAAGCAGCACUAGGAAACUUUUGGGAAUCCAAAUACCGGUAAAAAAGAAGACAAAUCGAGUUCCCUUUGCUUUACUUUCUUUGAAAACAUUUAAUACCUUAUAACCUGUCACCACGACCUAAUAAAUCGCCUGACUUUGAAUUCAAUUUGAAAGUUGGUUUUUUGUGUGUGUGGUUGUCUUCACAUAAAAAUGCGCUCGAUUUUAUCAUGUGGUCUGCUCCUCUCAUUGGUAACAAAAAAAGGAAACUUCUGAUGACUCAUCGCAGAGAAGCUCUGCUCUGUCCAUCCAAUGACUACCGUACUAGCUUGCGUGCAUGAUCCGUUGACAAAGAAGGUGGUGGGUUCUCGGUUGUCACAGUUCUCACUGGAGCACUCCAGUUCUCACUAGAAAGACCUAUUGCUUGGCAGGUCGAUUCAUACCACAAUGCCAUGCAGUCUGGCUUUGUACGUACAUGUAGUUUCGGUCCGAAGCUAUUGCCAUUUGAUAGAUGUCGCAUUGAUUACCCUGAAAUGAUCGCAAUCCAAUUAUUUGCAACUUUCAAAAAGGUAGAAGCAUGAGAUCACUUUAUUACGUACGCGCGACAUGGUCCAAAAUUCGCCAUAUGCGCAGAUCCUAACAACGCAGCUUUCGGCACAUGGAAUUAGCUGGUCCAUAGUUUACGAUUCCCGCCCAAUAUCGAUCCUAGCCACACGGGUCGCUUGCUUUUUAAUGUUUAUCGCUAUUGAUCCAAACUGGGGGGAGACGGAUAAAGAUCUCUCGUCCACAUGACAGCGAGGGUUCAGAUCAAUGAUGUUUAUAAGUGGCUCUCUCUGAAACCGAGUCCAUUUAGAAGCUCUAACGAGCUCCAUUUGUCUUCAGGAUGAGGGGAGACUGAACUCCCUGAAUCUUUUCCAACUGGAGACCCAUUACUUAUUCAUUAUUGUUCCAUAUUUUGUUAUCCUUGCAAUAUUACUGGUGACGCAACAGGCUCUGGGAUGGAUUUGUCAUGAAAUAUCCCCACAAACGGAAUGCAGAAUACUUGUCCAAAGGCCGAAUUAACCAAUGACACCCACAAGGGGGUAGAGUCACAAGUCGAGCGAGACACGCACCUUUCCAUAUUAUUUAGGGUGGGGUUCGCUUGGCUGCGUUUGCAAUCAGCCUUCCGGGUGGGGCUCGAGUACGACGUGUUUCAGACGCAGGCGUUCUUUUUCUGGCCGGACUGUGCUCUGCCAAUGGCUCAAAGGCUUCAAGGAAGUCCGUUCGGAUUGCAUACGACUGCUUAGGCACUUGAUUUGGCGUGCGUGCUCUUGUGGGAUGGCAGAUCUUGCGCGUGGAACCGACGGGAAAUUCAACAUGGCGCGCACUCGGUAACAGCCCACAGACCCAUUGAUGUCCCACGAAAAGGGAAACAUAUAAAGAUUAUUUUCCAGAGUCUGCUGAUGAAUCAGAUUUUGCAGUUGUAGAUCAACGCCAGCUCAUUAACAGUAGGUGUCGGACAUGAAAAGUGAACCUCCUGACAGUCGAGUAUUUGUCACUUUGAGCUUAGAUUUUAAAGGUCAGGCAAGAAUUUCCAGAUUUUCAUUAAUUUUGAUGUUGAAGAAACAGAGAAGUAAGAUGUUUUUUAAACAAAAGAAAGUCGCAGUUUCGUUGUGACAAAAGAUCUCAAAGUAGCUGUAAUGACAAACUAAAGCACAUUUCUUCACGGUCUUAACACCAUCACUUUUCUCCACAGCCUAGCCAAGACUGCGGUUCUACUUCAAAGUUGUUUAAAUAUCAUAUUGAAAGACAGACAAUGGUCAGUCACUUUUAAAGAGUGAAAUUGAGGACGCUGGUGGGUCCAUCAGCAAGCUCUGGUUUUCCUCUUUGUCUGGAGGGGAAAAAAGAAAAACCACUGCGUGCAUUCGCCAUUACAAGUUAGUGAAGCGCUGAAGACAGAAGUGGCAGAGAACUAACCACGUAUAGACCAUUGCACAAGUCUAGCAAACAUAUCCCAAUUAUCCAUAUCGCUUGGAUCGUCAAACAAAGCACGACGUUUUGAUCCAUUUGAGCCAGAAGCUUGCACCACCCCGAGGCGAAAUGUCAGACGAGGCCAAUCUCACUGAGAAGGAGAACGGCCUCAGCUUCGAAGUUAUCCUGGAUAAGGACAAAGUGCCCAAGGAAAAGCCUCCAAUUAAAGAUCCAAUGGCCAUGUCAGUGACCUCACUUCAAGACAUUGAGGAGAAACAAAAGGCCGCCGAAGAGAGGCGCAAGCAGCAUGAGCAAGAAAUCCUGGAGAAGCUCAACCAACACGAGAAACGUGCCGAGGAAGUUCGGGCCAACAAGGAAAAGCUCAUUGCAUCGGGAGAGGUUCCCGUUUGCGAGGAGGCCUAAAGAUCCGAUCCGCCCAUGGAUGGAUGCAUGCAUUGUCCGGUUUAUAUUUCGUGUCCGAACGUAGCGUAUUAAAACAGUAUUGUCAUGAA